Molecule: messenger RNA, 2616 nt
Organism: Engraulis encrasicolus (European anchovy)
Lineage: Eukaryota; Metazoa; Chordata; Actinopteri; Clupeiformes; Engraulidae
Gene: ankrd13b
Product: ankyrin repeat domain 13B
Exons: 15
Coding region: 556-2613 (685 amino acids)
Cellular component (GO): cytoplasm
Molecular function (GO): protein binding
Source: RefSeq, a predicted model, not a curated record
UAAUAUCAUGAUAGGCCUAAAGCCAUUUUUGGAGAGACAUUGCGUGUGUGGUAAUGGUGAAAAGAGUGGUGGGCUGUUUCACGUAUGGUUUUACCUACAUCUCAGCGUGAUUUAGGAUAAUCUAUGGAGCCCGUCAAAAGCUAUUGGCUGUGCGUUGACAAUUACAGGCAGGCAGUCGUGUGUCGACUCGAGCAGCAUCAUACUCAAUCAGACCAUCGCCGUUAAAAGGGAUGGGGAGCUACACUCAAGCGUCAGUAGUGAGUUAAGGCGCAGGGAGAGGAAAAGAUAGAAGAUAGCCAUUCCACGGAAAGAGGUUUCGGGAAACAGACAAAACGAAAGCCAUAUUAUAUUCCCUGACUCCAGAAAUUAGCAUGCUUCUGUCAUCAGUGAGCCAUCGACGUUAUGCCAAAUGGAUUUCGCUUAGGGGCUGGACCAGAAGUACCUCGCAGUUCAACCUUCGCAAUAAAAUAGCCUUCGAGCAUUUUUAUUAAAAAAGUGACAGUUCCAUCCAGUCGACUAAACCGGUAGGCGCAAUUGAUAAACUAUGCACCGAAGAUGAUCUCCGCGAAGCAAAGUCAGGACAACAGUCGCUACCCUCUGCACUACUUGGUGUGGCACAACAAACACCGGCAGCUGCAGAAAGAGCUUUCCGCCGGCGAGCAGGUGGAUGUGGAGAGUGUGGACCCCCGGGGCCGCACCCCUCUGCACCUGGCCGUCACGCUGGGCCACCUGGAGUGCGCUCGGGUGCUGCUGCAGCACGGGGCCGACGUCUGCAAGGAGAACAGGAACGGCUGGACAGUUCUCCAGGAAGCCAUCAGUACGCGUGACCCUGAGAUCGUGCGUCUGGUGCUGUGCUACCGUGACUACCAGCGUACGGCCAAGAGGCUGGCCGGCAUCCCCCUGCUGCUGGAGCGCCUGCGCCAGGCUGAGGAUUUUUAUGUGGAAAUGAAAUGGGAGUUUACGAGCUGGGUUCCCCUGGUGUCGCGUAUCUGUCCGAGUGACACGUACCGGGUGUGGAAGAGUGGCCAGUGUCUGCGCGUGGACACCACCCUCAUGGGCUUCGAACAGAUGACAUGGCAGAGGGGCAACCGCAGCUUCAUAUUCCGCGGACAAGACUCCAGUGCGACGGUGAUGGAGGUGGACCACGACCGUCAGCUGGUGUUCUGCGAGACGCUGUGCGUGUCGUCGCUGGCGUCCCCGUCGUCGCGGCGUGCCAACGGGGCGCUGGGGCUGCUGGGAUUGGGCGCUCUGCAGCCCACCGAGGAGCAGGUGGCGGCGCGCCUCAAUGCCCCCGUGGUCACCACGCAGCUGGACACGCGCAACAUCUCUUUCGAGAGGAAUAAGACGGGCAUUCUAGGCUGGCAGCGCGAGAAGACAGAGACGGUCAACGGGUAUGAGGCAAAGGUGUACGCAGCAUCUAAUGUAGAGCUGAUCACGCGGACGCGAACAGAUCACCUCAGUGAACCACACAAAGCCAAGCCAAAAAGUGGCAAGACGCCUCUGCAGUCUUUUCUGGGGAUCGCUGAGCAGCACAUUGGCCCCAACCAGGGACCUCAGCAGCAGACGAUGGUGACCCAGAUGUGCUCGGUGACCAAUCCCACAGCUCUGACGGCAGAGGAGUACUUCAGCCCCAGCCUGGCGCUAGGACAGAGGGACAUCGGGCACCCCUGCCACCUCACCACCAAGACGCAGAGGUUCAAGGCGAAGCUGUGGCUGUGUGAGUCGCACCCGUUGUCCCUGGCGGAGCAGGUGGCCCCCAUCAUCGACCUGAUGGCCAUCUCCAACGCCCUCUUCGCCAAGCUGAGGGACUUCAUCACGCUACGCCUGCCGCCCGGCUUCCCCGUCAAGAUCGAGAUCCCCAUCUACCACAUCCUGAACGCGCGCAUCACCUUCGGGAACUUGAACGGCUGCGAGGAGGCUGCGGUGUCUGGCCGCGGCGAGGGAGAGGGCGAGGGAGAGGGAGAGACGGAGACGGAGACGGAGGCAGAGGGAGAGGUGGAUGGAGAGGUGGAGGGAGAUGGGGAGGGAGAUGGGGAGGGCCCGAAGGACGGCCUCAGGACGGAGACGCCCUCCCCAGGGAGCGACUCCUCCAGCGUCUCCAGCUCCAGCUCUAGCACCUCGUGUCGUGGAGGUGAGAUCUCUCCGUGCGUGUUUGAGGCCCCCCCGGGCUACACGGUGCUGGGGGGCACCCAGAGGCAGAGCGCCCGCGAGGAGGAGGACGAUCUGCUGCAGUUCGCCAUACAGCAGAGCCUGCUGGAGGCCGGAUCCGAAUACGACCAGGUGACCAUCUGGGAGGCGUUGACCAACAGCAAGCCUGGUACCCACUCCCUGUCCUGUGACCCCGGCCGCGUGGAAAGGAAGUCGCAGCCACCGCAUCAUCAGCCACCUCCUCAGGCUCCGCGCACCCCGCAGCGCUCCUCCUCGUCCCCGUGUGCGCAGGCCAGCCCCCGCUGCAGCCCGGCCUCCUGCAAGGCCUCCUCCCGCAGCUACGACGAGCAGCUGCGACUGGCCAUGGAGCUGUCAGCCCGCGAGCAGGAGGAGGCGCAGCGCCGCCGGCAGCAGGAGGACGAGGAGCUGCAGCGCAUCAUACGGCUGUCGCUCACCGAGAAGUGAAGA